GAGAGGGGGGAGAAGGGAGAGGAGAGAAGAGGCAGUGGGGGAGGGACGAGAGAGAGGACGACGAGUGGGGUAGUGAGGGAAGGGAGGAGGGGAGGGGGGAGCGAACAGGCAGUGUGCAGCGAAACACUCCUCCAGUGCAGCAGGGGUCUGGAGGGGAGAGCAGGGAGAGAGGGGGGAGGAGAAGCGGGGAGAGGAGCAGGGGAAGCAAGGAGAGGAGCAGGGAGAGGAGUAGGGAGAGAGGGGAGGAUGGGAGGCCUUAUCUCUCCCCCCAAGGGGAGGAGGAGGCAGCGGAUGGGGACGAAGCGGGGAGGAUGAGAAGGAAAAGACCCAUUGGGGAAAGGCUCAACUUCAGUUCAGCCAGGGAGGAUGAUGAGGCUGAUGAGGGAGGCAGCGAUUUCCAGGUGAGGCGGGACGUGGCUUUCAGCAGUUCUCCGCAGGGAAGUCGGUUCAAAGCACCGCAAUGGCCAUGUGUAACGUCCCCCUUUGCCCCAUCCUCUAAAUCCUUUGUCCAACCUCCAUGUCAUUUGCCCACCCUCUAGAUCCUUUGCUCACUCUCUAAAUCAAUUGCCCAUCCUCUAAAUCCUUUGCUCACUCUCUAAAUCAAUUGCCCAUCCUCUAAAUCCUUUGCUCACUCUAAAUCAAUUGCCCAUCCUCUAAAUCCUUUGCUCACUCUCUUAAUCCUUUGCCUACCCUCCAAAUCCUGUCUUUCCUUCUCUAGUUCACAGAAUUACGCGAGCCAUAUGUUACUUCGUCCUUUACCCACCGUCUGAUCCAUGUCACACGGGCCACGAAUCACUUCGUCAUUUGCCCACCCCGUUAAACCCGCUCCCCGCUUCUCACCCUGUAAAGCCUAUAUUUCCUCUUGUUAUUCCCCAAUCUUUCUCGGCAGAAACGGUUGGAUCGGCGGGGGCAGGGAGAAAGGGAGGGAAGCAGGGGAGGAAGGGAGCGCUGCAGUGGGUAAUAGGGGUCGGGGGUUUGGAGGCAGGGACGAUAUAGGGGGGAGGGUAGGCAAGGGGAAAUACAGGUAUAGAGGGGAGAGUGAGGGAGAGGAGGAGGAGGUGGAAGCGAGAGGGCGGUUCAGGUCUUCUAAGGAGUAUGAUUCUAACGAGGAUGAUGAGGAAGGGGGUGGGAGGAGACGACACAGGUUCAAAGAGCGAGAAGAGGAGGACGAAAGGCAGGAAGGGAGACGGUUGCAGAAGGAGGGGAGGCGAGAUGAUGGGCAUGGUGAUACUGACAAUGGGGACAACGGAAGGGGGCAUAAAAGGGGCUUUAGCCUGAGGAAAGAAAGCAUGGAUGAUGGAGGGAUGGGGGAAAGAGGAGGAGCACGAGGGGAGGAGAGGAAGAGAAGAGGCCGAAGCAAGGAGAUGAGAGGGAGGGAGUGGGAGGAGGACGGUGAUGGUGCUGCUGAUGUUGACCCAUCACCCCCGGCUCAUCCCUUAUCCGUCUUUGAAGGCGCUCAUGGUGGUGGGGAGAUGGGCGGAAGUGGUGGCAAGUACGAGAAGAAAAGGAAGUUGAAAAGGUCCCGGAAAGAUGAGAAUGGUGGUGGUGGCCUUAGGAUAUACGCUGGAGGAUGUGAUAAUGAUGAUGGUGGAUAUGGGGAUGGCAAUACUGGGGAUGAGAACGAUCGAUGGCCAUUAGAGCAUGGUAAUUGAGUUGAGAGGCGUUUUCCAUGUUAGUAGAUGGUGAUCAUUGUUGGGCUGAGAAAAGCCCUUAGGAUCUUUCCAGAGACUAAGUCCAGUUGUAAAAUGAGACUUGAGUAGUGCAGCGGAAGUUGAGUAGUUGAACCCUUGUACUAGUAUAUGAGGACAACUCUCAUACCAUGUUGGGCUGAGAAAAGCCCUUAGGAUCUUUCCAGAGACUAAGUCCAGUUGUAAAAUGAGACUUGAGUAGUGCAGCGGAAGUUGAGUAGUUGAACCCUUGUACU
This is a messenger RNA of Closterium sp. NIES-67, 1924 nucleotides long. Lineage: Eukaryota; Viridiplantae; Streptophyta; Zygnematophyceae; Desmidiales; Closteriaceae. The record is from the annotation of a GenBank genome assembly.